CUCCGGCCAACAGUUUAUUGCGAGGUGCUCACUGUGGAGGGGUAGCACAUGUCCAUUUUCAUCUUGAAGCAGAUUCUGCGAGUUAUUAGAUAAUGUUCAAGCUGGGGAUCUUAGUUGUCUUGGCUGCCGUCGUGGUCUUCGCAGAGGGCAUUCCCUUUCUCGAGGAAAGCAAUACGUUGGCGGAAUGCCUGGCCGCCAAUAAUAUCAGCCAGGCCGAGUUCCAGGAGCUCAUAGAGCGCAGCUCUGGGGAGGAGGAUCUCGAGAACACCGAGCGGAGGUACAAGUGCUUCGUCCACUGUUUGGCCAAAAAGGGAAAUCUUCUGGACUCAAAUGGCUACUUGGAUGUGGAAAUGAUUGACCAACUCGAACCCGUGACGGAUGAGCUUCGAGAGGUUCUGUACGAGUGCAAGAAAAUCCACGACAGUGAGGAAGAUUUGUGUGAAUAUGCUUUUAAGAUGGUGACUUGUCUGACGGAGAGCUUGGAGCAGAGCGACGAGGUCACCGAAGCGGAGAAAAAUACAAACAAAUUAAAUGAAUAAUCGAGCGCAAACUGGUUAAGCAACUUAAA
Molecule: messenger RNA, 568 nt
Organism: Drosophila biarmipes
Lineage: Eukaryota; Metazoa; Arthropoda; Insecta; Diptera; Drosophilidae
Gene: Obp57c
Product: general odorant-binding protein 57c
Exons: 2
Coding region: 93-539 (148 amino acids)
Biological process (GO): sensory perception of smell
Molecular function (GO): odorant binding
Source: RefSeq, a predicted model, not a curated record